Molecule: messenger RNA, 3683 nt
Organism: Miniopterus natalensis
Lineage: Eukaryota; Metazoa; Chordata; Mammalia; Chiroptera; Miniopteridae
Source: RefSeq, a predicted model, not a curated record
CCUAUUUACUUGAAUAUAUUUUCAGUAAGGUUUUGGGAGUAGGAUGAAGACAACCGUAGGAGAUGAAAAAACACAAAAAUAACCUCUCCUUGGUAGCUGUAAGAUGAAAACUAGUUCUGGAAAAAUCAGUGUUCAAAUACCUUCUUUGGCCUCCACAAAUGUGUACUGCUGGCUCCAAAAAUUAUCCUCCUAGCUUCCUGGGAAUUACUGAUUGUCUUUGAAGAAACAUGAAGUCACAUUCUGUUAUUACGCUUACUCUAGCCAUCUUGAUGUUCCUGACGUGGAUCCCUGUGUCACUGAGCUGUAACAAAGCACUCUGUGCUAGUGAUGUGAGCAAAUGCCUUAUUCAGGAGCUCUGCCAGUGCCGACCUGGAGAAGGAAAUUGUUCCUGCUGCAAGGAGUGUAUGCUGUGUCUUGGGACCCUUUGGGAUGAGUGCUGUGAUUGUGUUGGUAUGUGUAAUCCUCGAAAUUAUAGUGACACACCUCCAACUUCAAAGAGCACAGUGGAGGAGCUUCAUGAGCCAAUCCCUUCUCUCUUCCGGGCGCUCACAGAAGGAGACACUCAGCUGAACUGGAACAUCGUUUCCUUCCCUGUUGCAGAAGAACUUUCACAUCAUGAGAAUCUGGUUUCAUUUUUAGAGACUGUAAACCAGCCACACCACCAAAAUGUGUCUGUUCCCAGCAAUAAUGUUCACGCACCUUAUUCCAGUGACAAAGAACACAUGUGUACUGUGGUUUAUUUUGAUGACUGCAUGUCCAUACACCAGUGUAAAAUAUCCUGUGAAUCCAUGGGGGCAUCCAAAUAUCGCUGGUUCCAUAACGCCUGCUGCGAGUGUAUUGGUCCAGAAUGUAUUGACUAUGGUAGUAAAACUGUCAAAUGUAUGAACUGCAUGUUUUAAAGAGGCGAAGAAGUGGAAACCAAAGCAACCCAGUCAAAAAGAAAGGUACGAAAAGCUACUCACUGACAUGCUGGUUGCAUCCAAAUGCCAGCAGGUUAAGAAGAUGUAAAGAAUUUGGACCAACAUACUUUUUAAGUAUGUCAAAUUCAGCAGUGUGUUAAAUUGUGAUAACUGCAUAUUUUUAUUGUCCACUAGCAAUAAGCUCUUUCCUCUAAAUACAUGUACAGCUUUGGUCAUAUGAGAAGCAGUUGCACAGAGAAUACUUGAAAGAUCUGAGGUUUCUAACAUAAAGCCUGAUAUCAUUUUGUUCUUACAUUCCAAAAACCUUUUGUUUUGGAAGUGUUAGAGCAUGUAGGCAUAAGUUAUGAUUUCUUCAUGUACUCCUCCUAGGACACUGAGUUUUCAUAGUUGUAUGCCAUCCUUCACUGUGCCUUGUGGUGUUUACCUGUUUUCUAAAUAGGGUAGAUAUCUAAAUGUAUUACCCUGAGAUGUUAUUAAAAUCAUCAUAGAAAGCUUAAUUUCAAGUCUUUUUAUGUUGGUUUUGGAAAGUAAAUGCUUACUAUAUUUUACAAUUUAAAAUUUUUACGUAGAAUCCAUCCUAUAAUACACAUACUUUAGGGAAAGUUUCUCCUUCCCUUCCAUACCCCUGCCCAAAGGGCUGACGUAGGUAGAAAUGAAGAUUCUUUAUCAAGAAUUUCAGGGCACACCUGAGACUGCGUUAAAUAUACUGCUAGCAUAAAUAGGUAGCAAGUUAAAGCAUUUCUCUGACUAAAGGUACCAGCUUAAAAGAGCACUAGGAAUGGGAAACGACUCAGAUCAAACUCCAGCAAGGAAACAAUUUGUCCCUUGUACAGAAAUGGCAAAGCUGAGAGGUGGCACUGUGCUCAGGCGAAGAGUGAGCCCACUCAGCCUCAGCGCACACAGCCACUUUCUGCCACAGAUGAGUGACAGGAGGGGCUAAAGAACAGAAUUUAUGGGUAUGAACUGGUUGAAAAUCCUGGCAAUUCUAAUGGGAAACAAAACUAUUUACAUUAAUUGUUACUUUGUAAUCUUUGAAGUUUAUAUCUAGAUCAAAUGUUCUUAUUAAACAAGUAUAACCAUACGGUAGGAGGUUAAGAUUAUGAAAUCAAAAAAACAACACUUCAAAUACACUACAGAAUAUUUUGUCAGCUUUUUGUGUAAUGUUUCAAUAAAGAUAAGCUUAGAUACUGUGUGCCCUUCAUAGUAAUAAAAUUGCAAUCUUCAAGCAUCUAAAACGUUUAUGUUACAGAGACUCUUAAUUUUAUAGAAUUACUAAUUUCUCAAAUAGGACACAUUUGAAUUACACAAAACUUUUUAGGAAUACCUCUUUGUAUGUCUAAAUAUUUUAGUACAUAAAAUAGAUAAUGCUCUUUGUAUUUGUAUUCAUUAUCUGAACAGUAGUUAGUUACAAGAUCAUAUGUAGUAUUAUGAUUAGCAAUCAUAAAGUUUAAAGCCUUAAUACCUUUUCUGCUCUUUCAGAUAACUCUAAUGAAUACUCAAGGUACUUUAGCUUUUUAUAAAGUUGCAAUUUCGGUUAUGGAUACUGUUUUUUUAAUAGGAAAAAAUUGGGAUAUCCUUUUCUUACUUUUACCCAGAAUGCCUCUGUUUAAAAGUGCCUUGAAAACAUUUUAGCUCCGGUUCUUCAUUAAUACCAAUCAAGCUGAAGGUUUUUUUGAACUUAAGACAGUUUUAAAGGAAUCUGUAGCCAGGUUGGUUCAUUUCAACUUUGCAGUUUUUUCAAAGUAAUUUCAUAUUUACCUAUGAAUAGAUGAAUUCUGCUGUGUUUAUUGACAACAUGCUUAAUGUUUCCUUAAACACAGCAACAAACUUUUUAAAACUGCAUUUAUCAUCAUUUUUAGGUCUUCAUUAUUAAAUUUUAAAAUGUAAUAUAUCUCCUGCCCCCUGCAUUGGGAAGAUAAUUUCUUGAACCAUAUUAUGUUUUAACUGAUUUUUCUUACUCUCUUUCUCCCAACAGAAAUUAUCUCUAAAUGUAAUGCUUUAUUUUUCUGGUUUAUAAAGGUGUUGAAACACAGUGCUCACCUGAAAGAUUCCAUUUCAGGUUUUGAAUAACAAUAUUUUUUCAAAUCAAAAGUAUAGCGUUUGGGAAGCCAGUAGUCCCACUAAAAAUUAGACCUUCUAUUACCAUUCUAAGCACAAUUCACUUCUCUACAGAAGCUCUAGUAAAAAAAAAAAUUUUUUUAAUAAAAAAUUGGGUUCUUGUCUUUUUUAUAACUAGAUUUUAAAACACUAAAUUUUAAAUCAGUAGGCAUUAUAAAAACCAUAUAUAAAAGGCUUUUUCCUAUAGUAAAACAUGUCCUUGCUAGCAGGUUUUUCUGCCCCCUCUUCCCAGUAACAUCUAAUUAUUACUAAAACUAUAGUGGCACCAAAUCAAAUAGUAAUUCAAACAGAGCAAGUCUUUGUUUACAUAGAAUGCUGUAAAGGAGAGGCCUUCAUUUAGAAAUGUGAUUUCCAAGGUUUCAGAACACAAAAUUGAUGAGAUGUUAGACUAUUUGAACAAUUAUUUAUAAAUCACAGUAGCAUUAAAAUGGAGAAAUGAAACUUCUGAAAAAUGAGGUAAAUAUAUAAAUAAGCCACAUAUUUAAAGUUUGUUUUUAUAAAAGUUUCUUUGAAUGUUUGUAAAUCUAGUCUGCAUUCCCAUGAGCCUAUGUUUAUUGUAUUUUACAUGAUUUACAACUUAUAAAAUUAUGUGCUUUUUCCUUUGGUUGUCCCUAUUAAAUAAAGUAUUUUAAUAAAAAAUUGAAA